AUGUCAGGUCGUGGAAAAAGUGGCAAGGCCAAGGGGAAGAAGAAGAAGAAGAGCAAGACCCGGUCCAGCAGGGCAGGGCUCCAGUUUCCCGUCGGUCGUAUUCAUCGUUUCCUGCGCAAGGGCAACUACGCCGAGCGCGUGGGAGCAGGCGCCCCCGUUUACCUGGCCGCCGUGCUCGAAUACCUCGCUGCUGAAGUGCUCGAGUUGGCGGGCAAUGCCGCUCGCGACAACAAGAAGACGAGGAUCAUCCCACGUCACCCCCAGCUGGCCAUCCGCAACGACGAGGAGUUGAACAAGCUGCUGUCGGGCGUCACCAUCGCGCAGGGUGGCGUGUUGCCCAACAUCCAGGCCGUCCUCCUGCCCAAGAAGACGGAGGAGAAGGCCUCAGCCUACCGGACACUGCGAGGAAGAACACAAAACGGUCCUUUUCAGGACCACCACAUGUUUGUCACGGCGGGCUAG
Messenger RNA from Ornithodoros turicata, 462 nucleotides. Its product is annotated as histone H2A-like. Gene Ontology annotation, cellular component: nucleosome; chromatin. The coding region runs from base 1 to 462 and encodes 153 amino acids. Gene Ontology annotation, molecular function: protein heterodimerization activity; structural constituent of chromatin; DNA binding. The transcript is spliced from 2 exons. NCBI's taxonomy places the organism in Eukaryota, Metazoa, Arthropoda, Arachnida, Ixodida, Argasidae. The record is from RefSeq and is a predicted model, not a curated record. Gene Ontology annotation, biological process: heterochromatin formation.